This is a messenger RNA of Engraulis encrasicolus (European anchovy), 4312 nucleotides long. RefSeq names its product hormonally up-regulated Neu-associated kinase (gene hunk). The coding region runs from base 461 to 2626 and encodes 721 amino acids. Gene Ontology annotation, biological process: protein phosphorylation; intracellular signal transduction. Gene Ontology annotation, molecular function: ATP binding; protein serine/threonine kinase activity. The record is from RefSeq and is a predicted model, not a curated record. NCBI's taxonomy places the organism in Eukaryota, Metazoa, Chordata, Actinopteri, Clupeiformes, Engraulidae. Gene Ontology annotation, cellular component: cytoplasm. The transcript is spliced from 9 exons.
GUGUGGAUGUAACAGCGCGUCUGAGGUUUUAUGUUGAUGUCUCGCUCAGCAUUUCGACUAGAGUAGCCUUUAUGACAACGUCGUUACAUGCGAUUUCUGCUCAAGGUUUAACUGGUUCAUAAGGCGUUUUGCUUUCUAUUUCAAGGAAGGAUUACAUUUUUGUCGAUAUCGCAAAUUGGGUCCGUUGACGCUUCCAUGGUGCGCUCACGUCAAGACAAAGCGUCAGGUUGGAUAGGACAGGUGGCGCAUGUGCCGAUUUGGUUUUAAGACGAACGCAACAAGCUAUUAGGGACAGCGACAGAACAGAAGGUACUUUACUUCAGAUGUUCGUUGCUGACAGACCUGAGCUCAUUUUUAAAGACGUAAGGCAGCAUACGUGCUCGUAGUAGGAAACGUAGCAAGGCGUAAAAGCGCACAGAGUACAGUUUGGCAGUCUCCGGUGCUCGAACCUGUCGCGGAGAUGGUGGUCGACGACGGUCCAAUCCCUUUUGGAGGGAAGGGUCCAAAUGCCAUAGCAGAAAAUGGUCCCACAUCCCUUAACAACAGCCCUCCUGGAGACAUUCUUCGCAACUUCUACCACACGAAGAGAGUUGGAAAUUACCUCAUUGGGAGAAAGCUUGGAGAGGGCUCUUUCGCCAAAGUUCGAGAGGGUCUCCACGCUUUGACAGGAGAGAAGGUGGCGGUGAAGGUGAUCGACAAGCGCAAGGCCAAGAAGGACUCGUACGUCACCAAGAACCUGCGUCGCGAGGGCGAGAUCCAGCAGAUGAUCCGGCACCCCAACAUCACGCAGCUGCUGGACAUCCUGGAGACGGAGAACAGCUACUACCUGGUGAUGGAGCUGUGCCCCGGCGGCAACCUCAUGAACCACAUCUACGAGAAGAAGCGGCUGGACGAGCGCGAGGCUCAGAAGUACGUCCGGCAGCUGGUCAUGGCCGUCGAGCACCUGCACCGGGCCGGAGUCGUGCACAGAGAUUUGAAGAUUGAGAACCUUCUGUUGGAUGAGCACAACAAUAUCAAAUUAAUCGACUUUGGGCUGAGUAACUGCGCGGGGCUCUUGGGUUACUCUGACCCCUUCAGCACCCAGUGUGGCAGCCCGGCAUACGCCGCCCCAGAGCUGCUCUCCCGCAAGAAGUACGGCCCCAAGGUGGACGUCUGGUCCAUAGGGGUGAACAUGUAUGCCAUGCUGACCGGUACACUACCCUUCACUGUGGAGCCCUUCAGCCUGAAGGCCCUACACCAGAAGAUGGUGGACAAGGAAAUGAACCCCCUACCUGCAAACAUCUCCUCAGCUGCCGGAAACCUACUGAAGAGCCUCCUUGAACCGGACCCGGCCAAGAGGCCCAACAUCCACCAAGUCAUGUCAGACGACUGGCUGCAGCUGGGGAACCCACACACCCUUGCCCCUUACCUGAACAAGAUCCACAUUGAAGAGAUUAACCAAAUGGUGCUUCUACACAUGACGGAGAGCAUGGGCUGCAAGCACAGCGAGGUGCUGAGCGCCGUGCUCACCAAUCGCGCCUGCCACACGCUGGCCGUCUACUUCCUGCUCAACAAGAAGAUGAAGCGUCUGUCCAAAGAGUACCGGGAGAAACAGAAUGAAGAGAAGGAGAAGAAGAACGAGCUGUUCUUCCAGACGCAGUGGCGGAAGCACAUCGAAAAGAUCACCAUCCCCCCGAAACAGACUCCCGUCUACCUGGCUGUGAGCAAGGGGCCUACCAAAGAGAAAAAACACAAGACAGGCCUUCUGCGUGCAGUCACUGGGGGACUGAAGGAGGCAUACUCGGGCCAGGGUGGAUGCGUGGCCUCCUCUUCCCUGGAAUACAUGGAGAUCCAUCCCGUGUUCCCGCAGACACCCCCCUCACCGAAGCGGGAGGAGAAAAAGAAAGACAAAGACAAAGAAAAAGAGAAGGACAAGGAGAAGGAGAAGGAGAAGGAGAGGGCAGAGAAGGAGAAGCCGCCGAGGUCCAAGCCCAAGCGCAAGCCACGCGACGUCCCCGUUCGCCCGCCUUCGGCCCUGGCAGCCCACUCCUGGAACUCAGGCCACACCACCAAAGAGCCAGUCCAGGAGUCGCCACCCUCGCCCUGGUACAAGCUGACCAACGGCGCCCUGUCCCCGCCACGCCACGUGUCCGCCUUUGUGCCCGAGACCUCCUACCUGAAGAAGGCCACCAUCCCCACCAUCCCCACGCUGCCUGGCACCAGCCAGCCCGUGGCCAUCGUGGCCCCGCAGCCCAAGAAGAGCCCCUCCAACGCCUCCGGAAACGACUGGCCCAUCAGCUUGCCCGAAACGGGGACCAGCCCGCCCACUGGUGCCUUCAGCGUCUUCUGCAGGAGCAGGAGCAGCAGCCAUGACAACGGCAGCAGCGCCAGCAGGGGCAGGAGUGGCAGCGGAAGUGGGGGCAGCAGCGGCAGCGGGGCCAGCGAGGACCCAGAGAGCCCUCAGCACCGUGGCAGCGGCGGCGGCUCAAAGUUCCCUUCCAUGGGCAUUGGGCAUCUCAUGAAGAAGCGCCUGAUCCCACCCUUCCACUUCCGUCCCGAGCAGGCAGUGGAGGUGGAGUCGCCCACGCCGUACCACAUGCAGACGUUGCUGUGCACUUCGGGCAAGGCCCUCAAGACUCUCUGCUGAGCUAGAUUGUAAAGCAACUACUAGAGACUAGAGCCUACAGACCUCUCACACUAAUGUCCUAUGGUGACAGCCUUCAUCCUUGUUGAACCCCUAGCCCCCCUUCUUCUACUUGUACACAGCUGCUUAAAUGACCAGCAUCACCACCACGCCAAUAAAUAGAAAAACUCCUCACUGUUUGAAUUAGACGUUCAGCUAUUCUCUCUGACUUUGCAUCACGUCCGAGCACCACCUGUCUCACCACGUGAUGUGACUGUACCUAGUAGAGAGACAGAAAUGAGAAAAAAAGAGAUUUGAACAUUUGAACAGAACAUCCCUGCAGGGAGGACGGAACUAACCUCACUGCACUGGACAUAUGCUUGGAUUUUUGGAAAAAAAGGAAAAUUAAAAAAGAAGAAAAAAAAAGAAAAGGCUUUUGAGUACUUUGAGAGAGAACAAAACAUGCAUCUCGGCAAGCUAGCACUAAGCAGUACUUAAUCACUAAGACUAACAACACUGAUGACGAUUAUAUAAUGUCUAUCCUCACCAGUAGUGCGUAGGUAUAUAGACUGAGUCACGGAACAGGCUGAAGUUUUUAUUUUUUCUGAAUGUGCCGAAGGCCAUCUGCCACUGCCAAUGCAAUAGGGGAUAGAAGUACAGAUUGUGUCCUACCCUAUUGUAAUCCUCACCUAGACUUACAUAAAAUGUCACCACAGGUAGUUCGAAUACAUUCCUAUGCCACCAACGCGCGCAAGAGUCGAGGCAUUGUCGAAUUUCCCAGUACUGUAUGUGCAUAUGUUUUGAUUUGAUUUGUUUGUUGUGUUUUUUUUUUUGGUUGUCCUCUCUGGGCUUUUUUCUAAACCGAGCAAUAUACAAGCAACUACCUUUACUUGUGUUUGUGAAAUUUGUGCUAUUCUUCCUCGUGGGGUGUGUGUAAAAAAGCUGCUAAGUAUAUGUGUCCUCGAAGGAGAAGAUCUGCCCGCCGGCGAUGGGCUUUGUUUGUUUAAGCCUGAGGGUGCACACGACUUUGCAUUGCAAUUGUCAUUUUUUUGGUAACUUUAUAUACUUGCCCCCGUUUCUCUCUUUUUAGAGUGACUCGGGGGGUUGUUUGUGUCAGUGUUGGCUUCGUGUGUCAAUUGUUAUGGCCUUAAUUUUUCCACAGAUGCCACUUUAAAGGCGUGAUGUGGAGAUGGAGAAAGUCUUUGGAGUGAAAGUGAAUGGGUGUCUUAUGAAACUAUGAAAAAAAAGUCUUAGUUUGUGCAAUAGUGUGUAUAUAUAAUAUAUAUAUAUAUUAUUCUGACAAAAUUGCUGCACAUUUUUCGACAAGUGCAUAUUUGUUCUAUGAAUGAAGACGAGGAGGAGAUGAGGAAGAAGUUAACAUGUAAAUAUACGAUCCAAGUGUCUUGACUUGUCUUGUGCUUGUAUUGUCCUAAACUGUGAUUUGAUACAGAGAGCACAUCACUGUAGAUCCACGCCACACAGUCAUUGACUUGAUCAUCUUUUUUAACGGGUCCAGAAGGCUUUACACUGUUAAAGAGAAAAGCUUUUUUUCUGUCAGACUUGCAUGCAAAGACUUUUGGUACUUGACGUUUUUUUGUUUCUGUUUUGGAUAAAACUUUGUAAUUUUUUGUUGGGAAAGAAGACAGAUAACCGAGGUGUUUUGUAAGCUUUUUGUAAUGACUGCAUUUGCCUAUGAGUGAAGAGAUUAUG